CCCCGACACGGCACACCCACGGUUCACGAUUUUGUCAGUUGACAUGAUUUGCAGUUAAGCCGUAAUAAAAAGGAAAAGGAGGAGAUUCUACGGACGCAACUGGUGCUUGUCUUCAUCAUGAUUAUAAUGGAACCUUCAAUUUCUUGACCCUUCGCCGAAAUUUAGAUCUGUGAUGGAAAUUUUCAAAAAAGCCCAAACCGUCCGGCUAAUGAGCCACCACGACAAAUACCUCUCCGCCGACCGGAAGGACGAAUCGGUUUUCCAAUGCAGGGACGGCUCCACCAAGGCCGCGAAAUGGACCGUGGAAUUCGUCGAAGGGGCCCACUUCGUCCUCCGCCUGAAGAGCUGUUACGGCAGGUACCUGACCGCCACCGACGAGCAGUACCUUCUCGGCGUGACGGGCAGAAAGGUCAUUCAAACGGUACCUAAGAAACUGGACUCGAAGAUCGAAUGGGAACCCGUGAGGGAAGGGAACCUGGUGAAGCUGAAAACAAGGUACGGCAACUUUCUGAGGGCGAAUUCGGGAAUCCCCCCUUGGAGAAACUCAAUCACGCACGACAUUCCUCACAGGCAUCAAGACUGGAUUUUGUGGCAAGUUGAGAUUCUCGAAGUCCGUCCGGACUCGCCGGAAAAGAUCCCUAGAUCAGAUUACGCCGACGAUGACUUGUCCAACUUUAGGCUUGCCUCACCAUCUCUUUCCCAACACUCGCGAGGGGAGUCGGUCGAUGGGAGUGAAGGGCGGGUCAUAUAUUACUAUGUGGCGGAUGAUAACGGGAAUGUUGAGGAUAAUGGGGUUGAAUGGCCAUGCUUCCAUUUUAAAGGGAAUGGUUUGGAGGAAUUGAGUGAGAAGCUGGAGGAAGAGACAGGGCUUGAAGAUGUGAUCGUGUGCAUGCGCAACCCUUUGAAUGGCAAGGUUAUCCCUCUCCGCUUAGCUCUCCCGCCUAACAAUUCUACCAUGCAUGUCGUCGUUCUUCCUUCCUCUUCCAAAGCGGCUAGAGUCUUUCUGCCGGAAAGUUCACUCUCACCAUCUCAUUGUUGAUCAAUGAUCAAUCCAUCCCUCCACGGAUAGCUAGGGUGGUCAUUCAUACUCACAAGAGAGAAGAACAUUCAGAUAGCAUGGGGUUAUUCUUCUAUGAUUUGUUUUUGGGAUAAGGGUCAGAUAGGGCCUCGAACUCGAAAAAAAAAUGUCAAAUAAGGUCAUAUUUUGGAUGCUCUGUCUGGCCGACGCCAUUUGGGGCGGUUCCCGAUGGAAUUUUUUGAUAAAAUUUUUUGAGCAUCUUCCUCAUUAAGUCUAGUUUACCCAUACCAAAUUUCAGCUAAAAACUCAACCGGGAAGGUAGUCAAAUGAGUUUUUGAAGAUAACUGUGAAGUUAAACAACGCCGUACAUUUCGGAAA
Molecule: messenger RNA, 1396 nt
Organism: Cuscuta epithymum
Lineage: Eukaryota; Viridiplantae; Streptophyta; Magnoliopsida; Solanales; Convolvulaceae
Source: the annotation of a GenBank genome assembly